AUGUCACGAAACUCAAAGUCCGACGAUGAACCCUCUCAACAACAAACCGAAGACAUCGAAUCCAAUAUCGCGAAGCCCGUCCCCGUAUCCGACCAUGCGGACCGUGCAGCUGAGAUGAUUGGUACUCAGCACAUUGAAGUCACAGAAGAAGAUAACAAACGCCUCCGUCGCAAGACCGACAAACACGUCCUCUCCAUCCUAGUAUGGGUCUACUUUCUUCAAAUCCUCGACAAGUCCGUCCUCGGAUACGGUGCCGUCUGGGGCAUGCGCGAGGACACAAACCUCACGGGAAAUGAGUACUCCAUGGUCGGAUCCAUGGCCCCCAUCGCCCAACUCGUCUGGCUACCUUUUUCGUCCUGGCUCAUGGUCAAAGUCCCGCACCGCAUUUUUAUGAGCACCCUUGUGUUAGGUUGGGGAACUGCACAAGCCUGUAUGGCUGCUUGCACAACCUAUGAAGGCUUAUUGGCUACACGUUUCUUGUUGGGUUUGUUCGAAGCAGCCUGCCUUCCUCUGUUUUCCGUCAUCACUUCCCAAUGGUACCGCCGCGCUGAACAGCCAAUGCGUGUGGCGUGUUGGUAUGGUACCAAUGGUGCAGCCAACAUGUUUGCCGCUGCAUUGUCAUUCGGACUCGGCCAGAUCAAUGGAUCUCUUGCGUCGUGGCGUAUCCUAUUUCUCUUCGCUGGUCUCAUCACCGUCCUGACAGCACCCGUGGUGUAUUGGGCUCUCGAUAACGAUAUUCCCUCUGCACGUUUCUUAACCGAACACGAGAAGCUACAGACCAUCGAGCGUCUGCGCGCCAACCAGACAGGUACUGGUAGCCGCAACUUUACAUGGUCACAGGCCUUUGAGGCUCUUGUUGAGCCCAAGACGUGGCUAUUCAUCGGUAUGGCAUUGUGCCUCAAUGUCACUGCUGCUGUGACAAAUACCUUUGGACCCAUCAUUGUUGGUGGCUUCGGUUUUGACAAGGGUGUCACAUCGCUUCUCAACAUUCCCUUUGGCGCAGUCCAACUUCUAGUCAUUUUCCCUGCGUCGUACCUUGCUCAUCGCUUCCGUGUCAAGUCGGCCUUCCUGGUCGCAGUCAUGCUACCUGUCCUCGCAGGCGCCGUUAUGUUGCACCAGCUCAGCCGCGACAAGACAGCUCCCCUUCUGGCAGCAUACUACAUGUUAGCCUUCCUUUUCGGUGGAAACCCACUUAUCGUUUCGUGGAUGAUCUCCAACAUUGCCGGUACCACAAAGAAGUCUGUCAUCAUGUCCCUGUACAACAUUGGCGUCUCAGCCGGUAACAUCAUUGGUCCGCUACUCUUCAGCUCUAAGGACGCACCUUACUACAAGCCCGGUCUUACCAAGACCAUGGGCAUCACUGGUGCUAUGAUCGGAGUCAUCAUCCUUCAACUGGUCAACUUGAUGUUCUUGAACAAGUUGCAGGAGCGCAAGCGAGUCAACAAUGGAAAGCCUGCCAAGAUUCGGGAUCUUAGUAUGGAGCAUCGAUAUGUGGCUAAUGCGGCGGAGGGCGAGGAUGAUCAGUUGGGACAGAAUGCGUUUAUGGAUAUCACUGAUUCCAAGAACGAUGAGUUUGUGUAUGUUUAUUAG
Molecule: messenger RNA, 1590 nt
Organism: Fusarium venenatum
Lineage: Eukaryota; Fungi; Ascomycota; Sordariomycetes; Hypocreales; Nectriaceae
Product: major facilitator superfamily domain-containing protein
Biological process (GO): transmembrane transport
Cellular component (GO): membrane
Molecular function (GO): transmembrane transporter activity
Source: RefSeq, a predicted model, not a curated record